AUGCAAGGUUAUAAAAGAACAAGUGAAGCAUUUAUUGAUAGAAAACGACAGACAUUUAAAAGUAGUAAUGUUACAUUAAUUAAUGAACAAAAUGAAAUAAUUCAUCAUGAUAUACUUAAUUCAAUUGUUCAGUAUGAUCCAAAACUUGAUUUUACUUGUAUACCAAUUAUGACUCAUGAUCCAAUUCUUAAAUAUAUACGUCGACAAACAUAUGGUUUAAUUUGGAAUUCAAUUCGAUCACCAACUAUAAGUAAACUCGUACAGAAUGAUCGAUCUUAUGCAUUUGUAGAAAUUCUUCAAAUACCAAAAACAUGGUCACGUUAUGAUAUUGAUAUUCUUCUUCUAAAAAUUCAAAAGAAAAAUUUUCUUAAUGGUCUUGUUCUCCGUGAUGAAUUUGUGCGUGUACUCCAAAUAGUACUUAAAAAUAAUUAUUCUUACAAAUUUUACAAUAUUAAUUUUACUCGAAAUACGAUUCAAUUAAUAUUUCAUAGUCAACAGGAAACAAAUGUAACACUUAUUAUUUCUUUUAUACUUUUAAUUGAAUUUGAUAUUCCAUGUAUAAAAUUUUUUCCUGCUGAUAUAUAUACAUCUCUUUGUAAUCAUAAUGAUAUCGAAGAAUAUUUUAAAUCGAAUUCCGAUAUUAAACUAACACGUUUAACAUCAUAUAAUUCAAUAAAAUUUCAUUUUGAUUAUAAUAUCACGGAAACAAAAUUAUGUGAAUAUUUAUUAGAAAAAUCAAAUUCAUUAUCAUUAAUAUUAAACAAUUUUUUAAAAUUACGAAAACAAUGGUUAAAAUAUGUUCCACAUGUAGCAAAUAUAAUUAAAAGACAAAUACAUUAUCGUCCAUCAAUAUGUUCAAUUAAUUCUCUACAAUCCAUAACAUCAAAUAAUUCAGAAUUUAUGCCAAAUAAUAUUUCAUUAUCAAAAGAAAUUGAAAUGCAAUUUGAAUCUUUAUUUUCUCUAUCAUUAAUUCGUUUAUUAUUUUUAACUAUUUGUUCACAAUAUAAACAAUUCGAUAAUUAUACUAUUGAACAUGCUUUAGAAUUAUUUAAUGAUGCGCUAGAAAAUAAUUAUCUUGAACUUCCAUUUCUUAAAAAUAUAAAUACUUUACCAGAUUGUGAAAUAAAUAUUAAACAUGGAAUAAAAAAAAUAAUUAAUGAAAUGCAGCGUGAUUGCAAACAACAAAUAUAUCGAUAA
Molecule: messenger RNA, 1197 nt
Organism: Adineta steineri
Lineage: Eukaryota; Metazoa; Rotifera; Eurotatoria; Adinetida; Adinetidae
Source: the annotation of a GenBank genome assembly